ACUAUCAUAGAACUAAAAAAUCUUAUUUCUGGACUCGACAGCAUCAAAAUCAAUAAGAAAACUACAUGCUAAACAUAGAGCCCCUAGAGGGCAAGAACUCUCCAAUUAUGCAUAUAGAGUCCACUUCAGACACCAACUCCCAUGGCCCUUCAUUUUUGUCUCUAGCUCACCAUGUGCUAUACAACUCAAGUCAGAUGUUGAUAUACAUAUCGGUAUACAAACAAUACAAGAACCAACGGUGGGCAAGUAGUAAAAUUAGGCCUGAAUAUCUUAGGAAAAAGAUGAUGCAGCAGCAGAAAGAUAGAGAAAACAGAAGGACAGAAAAUGACAAGAGCCGGAAAAAAAAGGAAAAAGAAAAAUCAGCUAUAUACUAGAUAAUAAAAAAAAUAACUAUAACGCACUUAUCACUCGAACCUGCUCUCCUC
This is a messenger RNA of Ilex paraguariensis (yerba mate), 425 nucleotides long. Lineage: Eukaryota; Viridiplantae; Streptophyta; Magnoliopsida; Aquifoliales; Aquifoliaceae. The record is from the annotation of a GenBank genome assembly.